GGCGAGAAUGUGCAUAUAAUGACCUCCCUCCUCGUCUUUAUACCUAAGUUCAUAUAUACUACUAUCUUCUAGCGUACAAAGCAAUUUAGUUUCUUAUAUCAAUGAGCGAAAUAGGCCUUUUAAAGGAGUUAUACACUCCUAAAUACAGAGAUUAAAAAUGGCCGAGAACUCACAAGUUGAGGGUGUCAUAGACACGCAUAUUCAAGUUCCACCUCCCGUAAGGGCUGCACCACAGCCAGACCUGACGAAAAAGGAGAACGAGCAAGAUACUAUACAAAUCAACACUCAACCGCCGAUCCCUAACAUAAUCGUUGAAGAACCCUCGAAGCCGCCAAAUAUGAUAGUAAGGGAUAAUAAACCACCUCAAUUUGUCCAAGAGCGGGAUCCGCCAAUGGUGACGCCUCUGGAGAGGCUCAAUGAACACGCUCAAUGGAUCGACUGCCCUGCUUGUAAACGGCGGACUAGAACAAAUGUCACGAAGGAGGGAGGUGGAAUGCAAUUGGUAGUAGGGGCUUUGCUGUGUUGCGUCUGCCCGUGUCUCGCUUGUCUACCAUGCAUAGGCGGGUGGUUUGAAAAUACUCGUAUUAGUUGCUCGGCCUGCAAGGCCGAUAUCGCUAACAUCUCCCAUGAUGGUCUUAUCCAGGUUGUGCCGAUACAUAGGGUAGCGCAACAGCCGUCUGUUUACUACUAGCCGGGUUCUGGUACAAAUUAGUCU
Messenger RNA from Daldinia loculata, 715 nucleotides. RefSeq lists its product as uncharacterized. NCBI's taxonomy places the organism in Eukaryota, Fungi, Ascomycota, Sordariomycetes, Xylariales, Hypoxylaceae. The record is from RefSeq and is a predicted model, not a curated record. The transcript is spliced from 3 exons. Bases 158 to 691 code for a protein of 177 amino acids.